Molecule: messenger RNA, 2490 nt
Organism: Nannizzia gypsea CBS 118893
Lineage: Eukaryota; Fungi; Ascomycota; Eurotiomycetes; Onygenales; Arthrodermataceae
Exons: 5
Coding region: 1-2490 (829 amino acids)
Biological process (GO): vesicle-mediated transport
Cellular component (GO): Mon1-Ccz1 complex; intracellular membrane-bounded organelle
Source: RefSeq, a predicted model, not a curated record
AUGCCUAUGCCUCCGUCUGAACCGCCGUCUGUAAUACCGGCACAGCUCUCGUUCCUUACUAUAUUCAACCCGUCACUUGGGACAACGGACGAGACGCUUCAAGACCAGAUCUUGUUUUACUACUCAACACCGACCCAGACAAAAUCAUCGAAGGAUGCCUCCGAAAAGAACACGGCGAGAGCAGACUCCUCCGAGGAAGAGAAUAAAAGACUACGCCAUGUAGGGCUUGCGCAAGGCAUGGUGAGCUUCGCCAAGAACUUUUCGAAUGGAGAGCCCGUCGAUUCAGUUGAGACUGAAAAUUCUCGAAUUGUGUUGAAAGAGUUGGAGCCUGGCUGGUGGAUCCUUGCAAGUAUCGACUUGACAAAAAUAAUACAUGUCCAAAAAGGAUUAACAGGCUCCAAAGAAGAGGCCUCAAAUGAUACCCAAGUUGAAUACUCUUCCAGAGAACUAUCACCCCCAUAUCUCCUUACCCAACAACUGUUGAAGGCAUAUUCCUUAUUCCUGCUACACCACGGCACUUCUUUGGAAAGUCUUUACACAACAUUACCAAGGAAAACAUUGUGUAUCUAUCUAGAUCGAUAUUGGACACGGUUCGCGUGGAGUUGGGAUGUUUUGCUCAACGGUAACCCGGCGAUAGAUCUCUUCUCCGGCACCAAGCUUGCUGGAGGGGGAGAGUUAGGGAUAGGUGUUGGUGAGGAGGAGUGGGGAAGUGGUGAACGAGAGGUUUUAGAAGGGUUCAUCUCAAGGACUGAAGGUUUGGUUGAUAUGGUAGUCUCGAGGUUUGGUGAUGCUCAGAAGCCAUUGGCGGACAGGGCUUCUGCCAAAAAGGAACCAACGAAGGCUAGGAAACAAGAGUGGACUGGUUGUAUGAUGCCACCUGGUCCGCAAGAUGGUGUAAUAUUUUCUGGGACCGGGACAUUAUCACGGGAGUCUUUAACUCGUGUCUCCCAGUGGAUGGAAUGGGUGUAUAGAUACGGCGAGGAUACUUAUGGAGUACGUGAUGAUCCUACAUCGACUCACCGCCGGAAAAGAAAGAAGCAACGGAAGGGAAAACAGCCCAAGAGCUCCAAAUUUGAGGCAAAUACCAACCCAAUCACAACAACGGCAAAUCAUAAGUCAUCGACCAACCCUCACGAAUUUUCUCCACGGAUCCCUCCUCCUUUAGUUGUGGCUUCAAUGAAGACAAGGAAGGACUCUGAAUCUGGAGUUAAGUCCCCAAAGACACCAAAUGACAAGCCUACAGAUUCAUCUACCUUUGGGACGGAAAACCUUCUUAAUAUCAUUACCUUAGGCUAUGGAUCCGCGUGGGGAAGCACUUCAGAUAAUCCUUCAUCAAACACCGGCACUAGUCCUUCCCAGUCACAAAAUACACCACCAACUGCGGCAUCUACUCCGCAACAAAAACAAUCCAGCUGGGAGGGGGAAUCCGCUGGUAGAUUUCUAAUCGGCCUCCGUGACGACCUUGAAAACGAAGAGAGUGACAGCGAAAACAUAAAGGAGGAAACUUCAAAAGCUGAUCCUACAAAACAUUCUACCUCCAGUAAGAUUAUUUCCCGGAAAAUAGAGGUAACGGUGCAGUCUUCACCGUCCCACAAAGAUACUUCCCCUACACUUGUUCCUAAGACACUGCAAGUGGUUAUAUAUCUGUUCAAACCAUUCAUGUAUACAUUUUUGUUCGAGUGCGACACAAAGGCCCUUACAUCCGCUACUUUCUACCGAACUAUCCACCAUCAAAUUGGGCCUCUACAGAAACCUCUUCUUUCUUCCACAUCACCAUUAAAAGUGAGAGAGAGACUCUCCUGCUACGAUCUCCAUCAGUACCCCAGGGGCCAGGGCAAAUUUUCUCCUCCCGAAGAGCCCCUCUACGACAUCAUCUAUGAGCCGUUCCACCAAACUAUACGAACCUCACUACCAAACAUUCCGGAACCAGACAUAACAUCUGACCAUAUCAGGGCGUACAACAAUCCAAGGGAUGUCGGUCAACUGCCUCCUUGGAGUCGUGCAGAUGCUUUCAACGUGUACACCCAGAUAAUCAACACUUACUUGGAAACCAAGCUUCAACCAUCUGAGCUUGAGAGGAUAUGUAAAACCAACCGUGGAUGGUGGGUCCUUUGGAUGUGUUUACCCGCAGCACCAAGCAACUCCGGUCCAGACGCGACCUCCAGUAACGCAGAGAUUAGCGGCUCUAGCGAUGCCCGAUCGCAAGCGACAGCUGGAGACUUCCCCAGACAGCCCGGAAGCCAUGCGCCAAGGGAAGAACAGUGCGAACCCCCUGCAAACGUCGCAUUUCUUGUGAGAAGAGCAAGCGAUUCCAAGCAACCGGGGAGAGGACACCUCCGAAGCCAAAGCGGGCCGGGUUUCUUUCGUAGUAUUGGCGGUCGAUUUGGAAGAGAACUGGAAGGAUGGUCCGGGACUCCCGGAAGACUCGUUGAGGGGGUAGGACUUGACGCGAAGAAAUACAUUGAUGCGUUAAUCAACCUAAAUAGGUAG